Molecule: messenger RNA, 528 nt
Organism: Scomber japonicus (chub mackerel)
Lineage: Eukaryota; Metazoa; Chordata; Actinopteri; Scombriformes; Scombridae
Gene: samd10a
Product: sterile alpha motif domain containing 10a
Exons: 5
Coding region: 1-528 (175 amino acids)
Biological process (GO): cell surface receptor protein tyrosine kinase signaling pathway
Cellular component (GO): cytoplasmic side of plasma membrane
Molecular function (GO): protein binding
Source: RefSeq, a predicted model, not a curated record
AUGGCUGUGGACGCUGCAUCCAGUUUCAGUUUCUGCAGGCCAGCUGUGGAGUACAGGGCGCUGCCUGAAGACUUCAAGCACCAGCUGAGUCGACGGACAGGUGGGAACCUAACCUGGCAUGACGGGCGCGGACAGAAGACAGCGGGAGGCAGAACAGUGAAGCUGCUGCAGCAGCCGGGCACAGAGGCCCUGCAGUAUCAUUCCACCGACAGUUACGGGAUAUAUCACACCAGCCCGACACAGCCCAGCUUGAUCCGGCCCGUCGUGCUCUGGUCUCAACAAGAUGUUUGUAAAUGGCUGAAGAAGCACUGUCCGCACAACUAUCUAACCUACGUAGAGGCGUUCUCGCAUCACGCCAUCACAGGUCGGGCGUUGCUGCGUCUGAAUGGGGAGAAGCUGGAGAGGAUGGGACUCGUGCAGGAGACGCUUCGGCAGGAGCUGCUGCAACAGGUGCUGCAGCUUCAGGUUCAGGAGGAAGGACGCAACCUACAGCUACUGAGCAGAGGUUCCUUUGGGAGGAUAUCAUAA